CGCAGGUCCCGGCCGCGGCGGCGGCAGCAGCAGGAUGCGGGGCCCCGCGCCGCCCCCCGCUCGCCCCUAGGGCCCCGCCGGCAUGAGGAGCUCUGUUGAAGAUGCACUGGACACCAGAGCAUGCCCAGCCCCUGAACCAGUGGCCGGAGCAGCACCUGGACGUCUCCUCCACGACCUCGUCGCCAGCCCACAAGUCGGACCUCUACCACAGCAGCCGGCAGCGGUUCAACUACGCCUGGGCCAAUGACGACAUCUCUGCGCUGACGGCGUCCAACCUCCUCAAGAGGUAUGCGGAGAAGUACUCGGGGGUGCUGGACUCGCCCUACGAGAGGCCGGUGCUGAACAGCUACGGGGAUGGGGCCUUCGGGCCCAUCAACGGGCAGAAAGGAGACGUGGAGCCGUGGCCCAUGCCGCACGGCUCAGACAGCGCUUACCCCCUGAACCCCAUGCACGAUGGACUGCCCGGCUCGAAGGGGGUCGUUCCCGCAGCGGUCACCCCCGGGAACGGGCCCGUGGGGCUCGGCAGCUCCCCCGUCGUCCCCGGGAACCUGUCUGACCCCAUUUAUCCCAGUAACUCGUGUGGCGGGGCCACCACGUCCAGCGGCCUCGGGUCGUCUCAGGAGUUUAGCUCGGGCUACAGCAGUGCCUACUUGCCAUCGGGCUACUGCAGCCAGCCCACCACAGCACUUCCCCCCCCGCACCCCUCCAGCCUGCACGGCUCCGGACUCCUGCAGCCCGCGCACCCCCCCGCCGCACUGGUCUCCAGCUACAGCUCCUCCGGCCCCAUGUACAACUAUGCCUCGGGCAGCUACGCGCCGCAGCCCAGCUACGGGGGCAUCCACCCCCCGCACCCCUCCGCCUCGUACCUGCCCUCGGGCAUUGCUGCUCCCACGCCCAUCCCGCCCCCUCCGCCGUCCUCCCGGCCCCCCGUGGUGCCAGCCUACAGCUACCAGAGCUCCAGCCUGGCCCCCCUGGCGGUGCCGCCGCCGCUGGGCAGCGAUUCUGGGGGCUCUCUGAAACGAAAGGCCUUCGACAUCGCCGGCGGGGAGGAGGAGGGCGAAGGCAGGUACAGGAAAUACAGCUACGAGCAACCAAAGUCCACCCCCCAGUCUCCCUACCCCAUGUCCGACAACGGCGAAUGUAGAGGCAAUGGCUUCCGCCGGAGCACUGAGACGCCCCAGGUGCCCUUCAAGGCUGGGAAGAGGCCGGCAGGAGCGGCGACGACCGUGGCCUCGGAGGAGCACGCGGGGAAGUACAACAGUCAGCCCAUGAAGGGCCUGGUCUCGCCCCCGUACGGCGCCGGGGAGACUCCGCUGCGCUCCGGCGAGAGCUUCGACAAGUUCACGCCUCCCCUUGCCAACGGCGAAGGCGAGCAGGGCCAUGCCUUCGCCCUCCGCAUGCAGGCCAAGCCGCAGCCCUUCGGGAGCCAGCCCGGGGAGGAGCAGCCGAAAAACACAGACCCUCUGAUGCUGGAGCUGGUGAACAGCAAGAUCGUGGACUGCGGCGCCCCCGUCCAGUGGACGGACAUCGCCGGGCAGGUCUCCAUCAAGGCGGCCAUCGAGGAGGAGCUGGUGUGGCCCAUCCUGAGGCCUGGGGCUUUCACGGGGUCGAGCCGGCCGCCCAGGACCAUCCUGCUGUUUGGGCCCCGGGGGGCAGGGAAGACCCUGCUGAGCAGAUGCAUCUCCACCCAGCUGGGCUCCACCUUCCUGAAGCUCAGCGGGCCGGCGCUGCUGUCCAAGUGGAAGGGCGAGGCCGAGAAGGUCCUGCAGACGGUGUUUUUCGUGGCCAGCUGCCGCCAGCCGGCGGUGGUGCUCAUCACCGAGGUCGAGUCCCUCCUCCCGGCCCGGGCCGGCGAAGACGCCGCCCAGACGAGCCACCUCAAGUCUCAGCUGCUCUCCUACCUGGACAACGUCGCUACCUCGGCCGAGCAGAACGUCGUCGUCAUCGGCACGACCGCCCGGCCCAGCACCAUGGACGAGGCCUCCCACCGGCGGUUCGCCAAGCGGUUCUACAUCUCCCCGCCCGACAGCAUCGCGCGGCGCCAGAUCCUGCACCACACCCUGGCCCAGCAGAACUACUGCCUCAGCGAGAGGGAGAUGGCCUCCCUGGUGCAGCACACGGAGAGCUACUCGGGCAGCGAGCUGAUCCAGCUGUGCCAGCAGGCGGGGGCCACCCAGCUGCAGGGCCUGCCGGGCCAGCUGCAGCCCACCUCUUACAAGGACUUUGAGAACGCCUUCUGCAAGGUCCGCCCCGCCAUCUCCCAGAAGGAGCUGGACGUGUACGCGGAGUGGGAUAAAAUGUACGGGUCCAGACACUGACGGUGCACGGAGGCAUCGGAGAGGGGCCGGCCGGGGGAGCCGAGCCCUCGGCCGCACCUGAGACUCCGGCGGCGUCUUCUCGCCGUUGGCGUUGCUUUUAUUCUGGCUCGACCUCGGAGAGGAAGGUUUUGGGCUCUCUCUUCAUUUCCCGCGACGAUCCGCUGCCCUGGAGUCUCUGCCCCGGCCCCAGCAUUUCAGCUCCGCAACGCUUUGCCCCCCGUCUUUUCCAAGCCGAUCAGCAGGUGAAAUGCAAAAGCCUUCCCCCAAAAUCCCAUCUACAACCAAUGCAUACCUUUUUUUUUUUAAUUAUUAUUAUUAUUAUUUCAGAGUGGACUGGGUUUUUUUUGUUUUUGAAAGUAGUCGUUCACUGAACUCAGGAUAAUCUAUUUAUUAUUCGUCUACUUUCCCGUUCUUCGGUUUCUAGACCAGCAAUGGAAAGAGAGCAGCCAGGCAGAGGCGCUUGCGGUCCGAGCUCUCUGUGCUGGCGGAGCGGCUCUCCCACCUGUUUAUGGAGACCCGCUUUUUUUCUUUUUUGGUCUUUUUUUCAGCCGUCGUGUAACUAAACCAGCUCUUUUUGGAUGUGGCGCUCCAGGCAGCUUGCUGUACUGCGGUUCCCAUGCCUUGGACUCAUUCCCAAGAAGAUCUUGAUAGCCUUUCAAGCCAUCAUCAGGAAUUUAUUAUUAGGAAUAAAUGGCAGGGGAGAGGGUAGGAGGGAGGGGAAAACACAAAACUGAAGGGUUUUGGAGUAAAAAAAAAAUGUAGAUUGUUUAAUAUACUAGACCUCAUUUUUAUUUUUGUAAUGUAUGUAGUAUUUUUUUGUUUUUUCUUUUUUAACUACUCAGGAAAAAUUUUACCUCAGACAAAAAAAAAAAAAAAAAAAGAAUGUGUUUUUAAAAACUCUUUAUCGUCUCCAGAAAAAGAAAGAAAGAAAAAAACCCAGAUCUUAAAGAGUUUGCAAACUCAGUGCAAGGCCACGCCGGGCGUUUGCUUCCAAAAAAGGAUGACCGAAAGAAAGAAGAAAGAAAAAAAAAAAAACUUGAAGUUGUUACAAAGAUGAAAGUUGAAUGUAUUUCAGGUGCUUUUCACGAUAUAUUAUGCCAUAAUUUUAUUUUAUUUUUUUUUUUAAACAUUGUUAUUGUAGUGUUUGGUGGAGUAACGUGUCUUCAAAGGAAAAGAGUAUUAGUGCCGUAGUUUGAAAACUGUCCCUAGCACCACUUUUUGGACAAAUCUGGUGGUAACAUCCUCAGCUCAGUUCGUCAGAGCCGGCUUCCCGCUGCGUUCUCCGCUUCGCUUCUCCUCGGCUUUAAGUCACGUUAACCCGUGGAGAAGGCCGAGCCGUGCCGCGACCGCGCUGGGCUGCGGGCAGGGAAAGCCCCGGGCUAGCACCGCUCUCUAGCCUGGGCACUGACCCGGCAAAACCGUAUGCGCCAUGCACUCGAGGCUGCCUCUCCACAGCAAAAGUUGCACUGGUUUAAUUGGAAGAGAGCCUCAAAACGGGCGGGAUCCCUGCAGGGCGCUCCCCGUCCUGGGUAUCCCGGGCAGGUCUCCCUGCUGCCAAAAUCCGGCGGCUUUUGAAACAAGAUCAACCUUUGAAGCGGUUGGACUCGGCAGUUCAAAAUAACCCCUUAGCUCAAGCAGGUGCAGCUUCUAGGAGAAGGGCCUCCCGCCCCGAAGCCCUUGGACACCUGCAAGGGAAGCCCUGGCCCGAGUCCCAGCGGGGGCUGAGGCUGCCCUAAAGGCAAAGCGCGUGCAAGGGACGUCUGCGUUUGCAAGGCUCGCGCUUCAUAUAGUGCCCAGCCCCGCUGUCUCGGCUUCCUUUGGCUUUUGGGGGGAGGCUCCUCCAAACCGGGCAACAAAAAUGGGUCGAGGCCCCUUUUUGCCUAAACGGGAAGCGUCCCAGUCACUGUGACGAGUUGUGCGUCAGGCUUUAUGGCAGGGAGGGCACCCAGGGCUCGGCUGCUUUUGCAGCAGGGAAGACUCCUGCCUGCUUUUUGCCUCCGUGCAGCCGGGGUCGAGUUGCUAGAACCAAAGUGACCCAGAGAUUUUAGGAGACCAGCACCGUGAUCUUGAGAUACUUUCCCUCGCCUUGCAGUCGCUUUGACGAGCUCUAUGCGUCCUCUGCAGGGGACGCUGCGGCCAGGCUCAUUUGAACCGGCUCCGGUUUGCCCCUCGUUAGCGUGCACGCGUGUGCAUGCCUGCGGGCCGCUUGUUCAAACUCUCCACAUUCACUUGAUACCGCCGCAAGCACCUGGAUAGGAAGCUGGCUCUCGGGAACUGUUAAAACCGUACCUCUUUGGGCUCCUCCUCGUCCUGCCUGCCUCCAAAAAGUGGUACUGGAUGUCUGAAGACUCUUUUUAUUAUUAUCAUAUUUGACUUUGUACAUCCUCUGUAACCAUUUCUACCUCAUUUUGCAACAUAUUGUACAUGAAAGUAUUUAAUUCAUGUCUUAUUAAUGUCUGAAAAAAAAAAUGCUUUUGAGCUGUAAUGGUCUACCUCAAGAAAUACUGUAUUUUAAAAAAGAAAAGUAUUACACAGUAUUAAAGAGAUUACAUGAAAACA
Molecule: messenger RNA, 4877 nt
Organism: Alligator mississippiensis (American alligator)
Lineage: Eukaryota; Metazoa; Chordata; Crocodylia; Alligatoridae
Gene: FIGNL2
Product: fidgetin like 2
Exons: 2
Coding region: 102-2318 (738 amino acids)
Molecular function (GO): microtubule severing ATPase activity; ATP hydrolysis activity; ATP binding
Source: RefSeq, a predicted model, not a curated record